This is a messenger RNA of Adineta ricciae, 1902 nucleotides long. The record is from the annotation of a GenBank genome assembly. NCBI's taxonomy places the organism in Eukaryota, Metazoa, Rotifera, Eurotatoria, Adinetida, Adinetidae.
AUGAGUGAAGAUACGGGCAAGUCACCCGUUGAACAGCCUGUCUCCUCGUCAACGCCGAAUUCCGAGAUCAAAGUUUUCUAUUACAUCGAUGAUCAAGAUCCACCCUAUCUCACCAAAUUGAGUGUCACUGGCACACCAUGUUUGAGAGAUUUCAAAAAUGCCCUCGACCGGAAUUGUUCGAAAUAUAAAUUUUUCUUUGCAACAAAUGAUCCAUCGAUUGGAAAAGUCAAAGAAGAAAUUGUUAAUGACGAUCAGGUUCUUCCAUUCGAUACAACAGAUCGUGUCCUUGCUUAUUUGGUAUCCAUCGAAGGUAGUACAACAUCAAGUGGUGGUGGCGGCAGUGGAAGUAAACAAACGAAACAUCCUCAUCAUUUUCGUGAUGAUACUAUGUUAACAUCGACAACAAAUAGUUCCUUCAAUAUUCAACAACCACGUUUGCAACGCAUGAGUCGACGCUAUGCAUCGGCAAAUAGCGCUGACUACCAGAAAUACUUCGGGAAACCGCGAGCGGCUAAUGAUGCCUCUUCGUUUCCAAGUAGUGAUUUGGAGUCAACAACAUUUCUCGAUGAAACUGAAGAUGACAGAUAUUCUACGGUCACAGAUUCAACAACUAUAUCUUCGCGGUAUCAUGGUCGGAAUCGACCUCGACGCAGAAAACACCGCUUACCAUCGGGACUCGAUCGAGCAUCAUCAUUCAGUAGUUUGAAUUCUGAUUCAACAAUGACAUUAAAUAUUAUUACGGUUACUCUUAACUUAGAUGCAGUCAAUUUUUUGGGUAUUAGCAUUGUUGGUCAAAGCGAUAAGACAGGAUCCAGCGAUGGAGGAAUAUACGUUGGCUCAAUUAUGAAAGGUGGUGCCGUUGCUCAAGAUGGUCGAAUUGAACCAGGUGAUAUGAUUCUUCAAGUCAAUGAUAUUAGUUUUGAAGGUUUAUCCAACGAUGAUGCAGUCAAAAUCUUACGUGAAACUGUUCAAAAGCCUGGACCGAUUAAAUUAGUGGUAGCGAAAUGCUGGGAUCCGACACCUCGAGGUUACUUCACUUUACCUCGUCAUGAACAAGCACGUCCUGUCGAUCCUCUCUCAUGGCUUGCUCAUACCCAAGCAGUGCAAAAUACCUAUAACAAUCCUCAACAACAGGUUUUACUUCAUCAUCGCCAAUCAGUUCUUAAUUCGACAACAAAUAUGAGUUCAACAAUCUCAAGUACAAAUAACACAAUGAUCGAUAACGAACGUUUUGGUCUCGAUCUAAAUUUGACAAUCAAUUCAGAUAUGGAUACGAUUGUACGAGCUAUGGCAGAGCCUGAUUCGGGUUUAGAUAUACGUGAUAGAAUAUGGCUUAAGAUGCCUAUACCGAAAUCAUUUCUUGGUUCUGAUUUGGUUAAUUGGUUAUUUGAAAACGUCGAUGGAUUUGUUAAUCGAAACGAUGCAAGAAAAUACGCAUCGUCCAUGCUCAAAGCGGGUUAUAUUAGACAUACGGUUCAUAAAUUAACCUUUUCUGAACAGUGUUAUUAUGUUUUUGGCGAUAUUUAUUCACAAGGUCUCUCGCAAUUAACACUUGAUGAAGAACCGGAAGAUUAUGAAUCUGUUUCCGAUCAUACAAAUACUACCGAUCGUCGUAGUGGUGAUUCCUUAUUAACAACAACAACCUCGCGACAAAAUACGGUUACAACAUUCGGCUUCGUCGACAAAAACAACGCUCCAUUGCAAUCACCAACUCAAUCAUUUCUAACUGAUACGCAUCACUCAGGUACACUAGGCACAAAAUCGUGUUCGACAUCAACGAGUAGUGGUAGUGAAACACGUCAUUUAGUUGAUGUUCCCAACAAAUUACGUUCAAGCAAAGAAUCGUUUCAACGUGCGAUGACCAAUCCAUUACCUCGAGAAUUCUUUGUUGAUGUUAUGUAA